AUGUUAGGGUUACAGUUAGUUGUUGGAUACUUUCUGUCUAUAUUAUUCACUGUGCUGGGUUCCUUCAACGACAGGAACGUCAUAUAUGCUAUCAACUGUGGUGGUCGAGCUCAUACGGACCUUAAUGGCAUAAGAUAUCAAGCAGAUUACUUGACGGCUGGGAUUGCAUCGGCGUAUGGUGGGAGAUAUGCCAUUGCUCGGGUAGACCCCCGUGACGCCGUUCUUUAUCAGACUGAACGGUAUAGUACUGAAGACUUUUCUUAUCUAGUUCCUGUUCCCCCAGAAAAUGGAGUUUAUACGCUUGUGUUGAAAUUCAGUGAGGUUUAUUUCCAUGCUCCUCAAAAGAAGGUGUUUGAUGUUUUGCUGAACGACGAGGUAAUAAUAUCAGAUUUGGACAUUUAUAAGUCGGCAGGUGGUACUGGUGUCGCCUAUGACAGACUGAUUUCUUUUAGGCUGAAAGGGAAAACAAUAUUUAUUGGAGACUCGGCUACUGAAGUUGGCAAAGAAUUAAAGCUCACUUUCGCAAAGGGGGCUUAUGACAAUCCUAAAAUAAAUGCGUUUUAUCUUUAUAAGGGACCAGAGACAGAUAUUCCUCCACUUCUCAGUGUUCCUGAAUUUACUGAAGGAGAAGAAUUCGAAAUGCCAGACGAAACCUCUGAAUCUGAACAGGAUGAAGAGCCAAGGAGACCUAGAUUCGCAGAUGGACCGCCUGUUGAAGAUCCAUACGCAACACAAGAUAGUGGCUAUAUUCUUGUACCGAUAUUGGUUGCUGUUGCUUGCUUCUUCCCGGUUGUUUACUGUCUUUGUAAAAUGUAG
Messenger RNA from Enterobius vermicularis (human pinworm), 816 nucleotides. The record is from the annotation of a GenBank genome assembly. Lineage: Eukaryota; Metazoa; Nematoda; Chromadorea; Rhabditida; Oxyuridae.